CAAUACGAUUCCCAAAGUUCUAGGGCUUCUUUCAGUCCUGGAGCACCGGUAUGAUGAAACACGGAACAAACGGCAGUUGUACUUCAGGUGGUCAUCAACACAGUCCGUCAGCAUGGCUCAGUGCACAUUUUGGACAUUUUUCGCCUUAGUGGCAUGUGCUCAAGCCGCCACGUACAAAGUCACAUCGCAGGUUUAUAUGGACCUGACGAUCGACGGUGUGCCAACCGAGCGCAUGGUCAUCGGUCUUUUCGGCGAGGAAGCCCCGAAAACGGUGGAAAAUUUCCGCCACAUCUGCACAACCGGAAUCGACGGAAUCACGUACAAGGGCAGUCGCAUUCACAGGGCGAUCAACAAGUUUAUGAUUCAAGGUGGAGACAUCGUUUCUGGAGAUGGUCAUGGAUCCAUCAGCAUUUACGGGAAGUACUUUGAGGACGAAAAUCUCAACAUAAACCACUCGCGAUCGGGACUGAUUGCGAUGGCGAACCGUGGACCGAACACAAACGGGUGCCAGUUCUACAUUACGACCAUGCCGGCGCCCUGGCUCAACGGAAAGCAUACCAUUUUCGGGAAGGUUAUCGACGGUCAGGGUGCGGUGCACAAGGUCGAGCAGCAGAAAACCGACAGUGACGACUUUCCGGUGCCGAAGAUCAUUGUGGAGGACUGCGGAGAUUUUCCGAUGACCGAUACGUACACGGUUUCGGACGAUCCUUACGAUUUGUGGGCGUGGAUCAAAGCGGCGUACCUACCGCUCGGAAUGAGCUUUGGUAUUUUAGCUCUCUUUCAGUACAUCAUUCGUAAAUUAGACAUCUAUUCUUAAAUUGUGACCAAUUUGAUGUAAUAAAAUGCGUGGAAAAAAUGCCUGAAUUUAAAUUACUGACUAAAGCAAUAAAAAUUUGAAUCAGUUUAUAAGCUCUCGGGAAUUUUGAUGCAUAUAAACAUUGAAGUCAUUUAGCGACAUUAGAAGUUAAGUUUCAUUCAUAAAAAUAUGUUGUUCUUUUAAAUGCAAAGAUGUACCAAUGCUUACAGUUUUUAGAACCAACUCCCAACAGAGGCUCUAGAAUUUAACUUAUUUUUGCAGAUUUGGAACCUUUUUUUUAAGGGGGGGGGGGGGGAUAUUUCUCAAUGGUUACAAAACAAAAAUAAAGUUCUUAAAUUUUUAAAUAUUUUAUUUCUUGCAAUGUUAAUCAUUAAUCGUAAUCAAUAUGUACAAAAUAUACAGAAAAAGGUACAUCAUUAUGAAUGGAUCACAAUCGGUUAUUAAUAAUAUUACGCAGUUUUUCAACUUAUUUUCCCCACCAUUUGCUUUAUUUUUGUUUUCUCUUUUACUUGUUUUUUUUUUUUAAUUUCUCCGGUAGCCUUAUUUGUUUGUGUUUUUCUUUUUCGUGAGUGAGAGUGAGUGUUCUUACUAUAAUUUUUGUCAGUGAUUUUCAUUCUUUUAUUUCUAUGCAGAGCGAUUUUGUUUACUUCCCUUUUUGUAGUACUGCGUGUGUGUGAGUGUGAAUGUGUAGCGUGGCGCUAAACUUGCUCCACCAACACUAUUUAUGUCUGUUAUGGCUAUUUUUGGGGGAUAGAAUCCAUCCUGUUUUGCUGCUGGUGGUGGUUUUGCACAUACACAUUACAUUUACAAUUUUGCUAUCUAAAUACUUCCGUCCAAUUUAUAAACACCUGCUUGUACUCCUUCUUUUUUCCAACCCCAUUUUAGUUGUGUCUGUGUGUGUAUGUGUGUGAAAGUGUGUAACGUUUGAUUAGUUGUAAUUCUUUUACUUUACUAUCAUGUCAUUUUAUGGUUUCUGUCGCGCUGCGUU
Culex pipiens pallens (northern house mosquito) is the source of this 1805-nucleotide messenger RNA. It is a transcript of the gene ninaA, whose product is annotated as peptidyl-prolyl cis-trans isomerase, rhodopsin-specific isozyme. Gene Ontology annotation, molecular function: peptidyl-prolyl cis-trans isomerase activity. Gene Ontology annotation, cellular component: intracellular membrane-bounded organelle. Lineage: Eukaryota; Metazoa; Arthropoda; Insecta; Diptera; Culicidae. Gene Ontology annotation, biological process: protein peptidyl-prolyl isomerization. Bases 113 to 817 code for a protein of 234 amino acids. The transcript has 5 exons. The record is from RefSeq and is a predicted model, not a curated record.